Tuber aestivum (summer truffle) is the source of this 3198-nucleotide messenger RNA. Lineage: Eukaryota; Fungi; Ascomycota; Pezizomycetes; Pezizales; Tuberaceae. The record is from the annotation of a GenBank genome assembly.
GGCCCCCGGAAGCACCUCUUUUUUCUUUCUUUUUUUCGCUCUGGUUGGCCAACGUUGAUCGCCGCCGGUCUCCCCACCCCUCCGCCCCACUAUUAAUACUAUUAUUAUUUUUUUGUUGUCUUUUCCCGUCCGAUAUUGUGGCCUAUCCUGUAAAGCUCUCCAUGCCGUCCCCUGAUUCCUUUUUUCCUAAGAGAAGAAGAAAAGAAACUUCUACCUUCCAUUUCCGUUUCCCCUUGCCCUUUUUCCCCUUCUUCUUUUGUCAACACCCAACCAAAUCGAUACCGAUCUGUCAAACAUCAUCGACCCAAGGUACUUACAGAAGCAGUCCCCCCGUGUCAAACGUGUCAAUCCGCUUGCUGUUCAGGCCGCGAGAUUGCUUAUGCAGAGGGUCCGGGUCGGGUUGUCUGCUUGUCAGCGCUCUCCCCAACAUCCAUCCUGUCCGCUUGACCCUUCUGGCCUCAAUUCUUCCUCAUUUCCGCCCCUCAAACGGGCUCCCCCCCUCCUCCUACAUGCGCUGUACGAGUACUAGUACUAUGGUUGUGAUUCCAUCAUCAUCAUCACCGUCGUCCUACUUCCUGCCCCACCCCCACUACUUCCACUCGUAGUUAUUUGCUCCUCCCGCACGUAGAUCCAUCCCUUCUCCUUCCCUUCUCCUUCCAAUUCCUAUCCUCCCUUCCCGCACAUCAUCCCCUCAGAUUCUACCCCAGUCAAUCAGCAGUACCGUAACCACCUCUCCACCUUCCCAACCCACUCAACAUAACCACAAUCACAGCCUAUCACUACAAAUUCACUACUAAAAAAACUACCAAUACAAUCCUUUGGCUUUCCUUCCUUUUUAAAAUUACGACGGUACCGGCCCCACCCCUGCUUCUCAUCUUUCCGCUCUCUCCUGCGCCUGGCGUCUUGCUCCUUAGACAACUGGUGGUUGCCGUUAUCUUGCGAGUCUAGCGUCUCCCGCCAGUCAGCAGACCGAGAAAAUCCGAGUCGCACAAAAAGGGGUGCUUUAGCACAGAAAUCUCCCCCCAGCAGCAGCUCUUAUAAGAUAUCCGGGCUUCCAAGUUCCAACACGGGCGAACAGCUGAUUGGAAAGGAAGAAUAAGUGAGAGGAAAAAAAGAAAGAAGAAAAAAAAGAGAGGAGGGGAAGAAUAUAAUAAUCCAUUAGCUCUCUACCCCCCCCCAUCCAUACCGCAGACAGACGGAUACAGAGGAGAGAAAAUCAAACCGAACGUCUGGUUUCGGUCUCGGCUUUCUAAACCCUAGCAUCCUACACCUCUUCCCCCUACCUACAGUACUUCUUCCCCUCCUCCCAUUUUCCUGGUUCUUCUGUUCCGGUUGGGAUUCAACAGCUCGAAUACCUCUGACCCUCUCGACCUUUGAUCCUUUCUACCCCUUGAGAGUCCCCUCCCCCUACACAAUGUCAGUGCGCGCGUACUUCCCACACCCAAAUCAUCCGGAUCAACCCCACAACGGACGCCCUCAUGGUAUCCCCCCAGCUCUGUCAAUGACUCGGGCAUCAUCGUCCUCAUCCUCCUCGCAGUCAGUCCCGACAGCAAACAAUGGACUGAUUCAAGGUCUUCAGCAACCUCCCUCCCAAUCAUGCAGAGGCGAUGGAAAUCGUAUCUACAGCUUAGAAGUCAAGCAGCAGCCCAUCAGGGCAAGGAUGUGUGGCUUCGGUGAUAAGGUAGGAUACACAAUACUUAAAAAGAGAUUCCAUUUCUCUCGUGACGAUAGAAGCACCACGUGCUGACGGGUUUCCGCAGGACCGACGGCCCAUUACUCCCCCGCCUUGCGUGAGACUAGUGGUGAAAGACGCGACUACCGGCAAGGAGGUUGAUAUCAAGUGAGUCAACAGAUGCCGUUUACCCCCUCCCCAAUUACCGGUAUGCAACUUCCCGACUAAACGUCUACGGUAAAUUAGUGAGGUAGACACUUCCUUCUAUGUCUUGACGGUAGAUCUGUGGUCUGCGGAUGCAUCCCGCGAGGUCAAUCUCGUCCGACAUUCUGCUACCUCCCCCUCGAUCUCGGCUGCGACUUCUUCAUCAUAUCCCCCACCGCCCGCUACCCCACCACCCCUUCAUCCUCAAACCACAACCCAUGAGAACCACAUUCCCCCCCACCAACAGCAGCUGCAGAGUCAGGGCUAUCCUCCUCCACCUCCACAACAGCAGCUACAACAUCAACACGCCUAUCCGGGAUAUCCUGCUCCUCCGCACGCAGCACUACCACCACCACCACCACCACCGCAGCAGCAAGUUUACUAUCAACCCCCCCCCAGCGCGCAGCCCUAUUAUCCGGGCAUGCAUGCCCCUCCACCACAACAGCCCCCCCAGCAGACCCCCUCAGGCAUGUUCACAAGAAACCUGAUCGGGAGUUUGAGUGCCAGCGCAUUCAAACUAACCGAUCCAGACAACAAAAUUGGUGUGUGGUUCAUUUUACAGGAUCUAUCCGUCAGAACCGAAGGCGCGUUCAGGUGAGAUUUCUACCCGCAAUAGUUUCACCACAACCCAGUAGUUUUCAAAAUUUACACUAAAUACGUGCAUAGAUUGAAGAUGAAUUUCGUUAACGUGGGGCGGGUGGAUGGUGGAGGGCUCAACACUGGUUCAGCUCCCGUUCUAGCAAGCGCUUUCUCGGAUAUUUUCCAAGUAUUUAGUGCGAAGAAAUUCCCUGGUGUGAUUGAGAGCACAAAUCUUAGCAAGUGCUUUGCAACUCAAGGUAGAACCCAUUUCGUUUUGGGGGGUUUUCUUGUUGCGUACGCUGAACAUCGCGUGAUUAGGUAUCAAAAUCCCGAUACGCCGUGAUAAGGGUGAUGGACCCGAAGUUUGAGCAGAAACUGAGACUUGAAAAAAAAAAAAAAAAGAAGGUGAUUGAGUGUGGAAAGGGGAAGAAAAAAGCAAGAAAAUAAAAGGAAAAAAAAGCGGUAUCUCAUUCAAACGGGUAUUUGGAUUUGGGCAUCAGUUCCCGGAGUAAGUUUUUGGAGGGUUUAUAACUGGAUCAUGCAUGGCUUUAUGUUGCCUUUAUUUUUUUUAAUUCGUUAUGCCCCAUGAUACCGAUCGGGUCUUCUUUUGUUUUUCACCUUUUCUCCCUUUUUGUUUUUUUGCCCAUUGUUUGUUUUCCAUUUCCUUUCCACCUACUUGACUCUAUUGGUUCGCAAUGGUCUAUUUUUAUCUCUUCUCUGCUUUUGUUUGUUUUGAAUGUUUG